AUGAGUAAUACCUAUAUCUACCCUGAUUCUGAUGAUGCUCCUGGAGAACAUGGAUAUUGGUACGACAAUGCUGACCGAAGGUGUAAAUUCACCGAAUUACACUGUAAAGGUGAAGCACCAGGAGAACCUGUUAUUGAAUAUGAGAAAGAUGAAGUGAAUAUGGGGAACACUCUCAAGCUGUGUUGUACAGUAGUCGGAGGUAUACCUAAACCAACGAUAGGCUGGAACAGGCAGGACAAGGCUUUGCAAACCAAGGAAGGCUGGACACGUCUUCAUAAUAAAGUUGUGUUCAAUGGAAACACGUUCCUGACGUUAUCAUCUGAUGACAACAACGUUAGGUUCAGCUGUGUCGUUAACUACAAAGGAAACGAUAGUUACUAUGAAAGAGGCGUCACUUUGAACGUAUUAUAUCCACCUAUCAUGACAGUACCAAACUAUGUAGAAGUCAACGAAAAAGAUGACGUCAUCCUUGAGUGUCACGUGACUUCAAAUCCUCCACCAACUAUUAGAUGGAUAUGGCCAGCAAAGAGGGAAAUGCCAAUUGGAACGACCUUGAACUUGAACAAUGUUUAUCGUACAGCUAUUGGCAGCUACACGUGCCGAGCUGAGAACGUAUUCCGCAAACAGAAAAAAAUAGAAGAGAAAACGACCAUGUUAUACAUAAAUGCUCCCCCGAAGAUGUGUCUUUAUCAGCAUGAAUUCACAGCAAAGAAUGACACCUUGGAGAUGAUAUGUUCAGCUACCGGAGUACCGACGCCAAAGCUCACCUGGUUUAGUGAUUCCAAACUGAUCAACAUAACAAAUUCUACAAACCACAUCAUUGAGUCUGUAGUUGCCCCUGACAACCCAUACCUGGUCCGCAGCAUGUUGACAGUUUCUGGCGUUGGAGACGGGGAUUUGUUAGGAUAUAGAUGUAGUGUGACUAAUGACAAUGGUGUGACGCAGAAAACUUUCAGAAUACAUCGGAAACUAAAAUGCAGAUGCCUGUCAAGACUUCUAAAAAACUGCGUACCGUUGGAGUUUGAACCGGAACAUUUAGCAGCAAGCGUGAUCCAGGCAAAAGAAAAACUAUCGGUGAAAAAAGAUGAACUGACAUCAAAUAAAAGAAAAUUGAUUUCUUCCAAUGAUAACCGCUCGUCGGCAUCAGCGAUCGGCCUACUCGGAGUCGGUAUCCUGGUUACGCUUGUUGUCGUGUUAAUUGGCUUUGAUUUAAUUGGAUACUUCGUCAUCAAACCACAUUUGAAACACAGUUCUAAAACCAAAAAGAGGAAACAAACAAAUUCCAGAACAAGUAUUGAGGCGUUGUUGUCAUCAAAUCGCAGCCGAUGUCAGACCGAUGGGGACAUACAGCUGACCGAUAUCAACGAUAUUGACCAACAGUUGUCCAGAUCUGACCAGCAGAACCAGACAUCCACAGUUUCUAAAAAUCCUAAAACAACCACUGCAGUUGUACAUGUACGCAACAAUCCCACGAUACACAAUGGCCAGUAACAGCAAUCAGUACGCCUCCGUAUACAAGAAACACUUUGUCAGAUAUUGUUGAAAGUAAUCAUAUUUGGCAUCUUAUAUUUUUUAAGAAUUAAUACACUAAACGAUUACUUUACUUCAAUAGCAACAUCCUCCUCUAAUCUUGACCCACUGCAACCUACUGUAAAUAACUAUUCUUUUUUUUAAUUAGAAAGUAUUGACAUAUCUGAACAAGAUAUAAUCGACCAAGAUAAACUACUAAAUGAUAAUAAACCAGUGGGGCCUGAUGGAAUUAUUCCCAAAGUAAUUAAAAAACUAACACCCUCAAUAUCAUAUCCACUAACAUUACUAUCUAACAAAAUGAUGGAACUUGGAAAUAUCUCUGCAUCAUCGAAACUUGCUAAUGUUAAUGCUAUAUAUAAGGGUAAGGACUCCCAAAAUAAUGUCAGUAAUUAUAGGCCAAGCCCAACUACAUCUUGUUUCAGUAAAAUUAUUGAAAAAAUGUAUCUUUAAUGUACCUGUAUAACUACCUUGUAGCAGCUGAAACUAUUUCGGAGCACCAGUCAGGCUUCCUGCCUGGUGACUCAACUGUGAAUCAAUUAUUAUCUAUGUAUCACACUAUUAUAAAUAAUUUAGAUAUAGGUAGAGAAGUUAGAUUUGUCUUCUGUGAUGUAAGUAAAGCUUUUUAUAUAAAUUAGAAAAUUAUGGAAUUAAAGGAAAAUUACUGGCAUGGUUUAAGAAAUACUUGUCCGAGAAAAAACAAAGGGUUAUUACAGAAGGACAUCAGUCAAUUUUUAAAUGUAUCAGUGCAGGCGUGCCUCAGGGAUCUGCUCUUGGUCUAUUUAUCUUCCUUCUCUAUUCAAAUGUCAUCACUAAUAUAGUUACAGUGUACUAGUAACAUUAAACUUUUUGCAGAUGAUACCUCCCUCUUCUAUUAUUGUUGACGAUAGUCCCAUUUAAGAAGCACAAAAUCUCUUUAAUGACUUGCAGAAUAUAUGUUCUUGGGAAUAAUCUUUGGAUAUAAAAUUUAACGCAUCCAAAACUAAAACUAUGAUCUUCACACGGAAAAACCUUCUUCUCAAAUCAACCAUUAACCGACAGUACUAUCCAUAAACAUGUAGGUCUUACUUUUAAUGAAGAUGGUAAAUGGGGUCAACAUAUCCAAAAUAUUUAUGAUACAGCAAUUAAUCUUGAUAGAAAUACACUUAACACUAUGUUUAUAUCCUAUAUGAGACCAAUCUUAGAAUAUGCUAAUGUAGUUUGGGAUAAUUGCACUGAACAAUCAAAAUUAUUAUUAGAAUCAGUCCAACUAGAUGCUGCUAGAGUAGUGACAGGGCUUCGUAGAGGUACAUCACACCAUUAAUUGUACAAAGAAUUAGGAUGGGAAACCUUAGCUGGUAGGAAGGAAAAAAUAUAAUUUUAAUGUAUAAAAUAUGUCAUAAUACAUCACCAAAGUACCUUAAUGAUAUAGUUGAUCCUUUUUUAAAUGAUUUAAAAAUACGUGAGGUAUCAGCUAACACUAAAAUAGCGUUUUCAACCCGGUAUGUAGAACUGAGAGCUACUUUAAUAGUGUUUUUCCCUCAACCUUUCGACUUUACAAUCAGUUAGACCCAGAUAUUUUAAAUGCUCAAAUUCUUCCCCAGUUUAUAAAACUGAUUAACAUAACUAAUAGUAUACCAGCUAAUGAUACUCAGACAGUGGUAAAAAACACUCUGGUGAAAGAAAAAUCAAUAUUAUACUAUGUCAAAUUAGAAAUAAUGCUAGCAACUUAAACUUUGAUCUCUUUAAUGACCAUCUAUUAUAAUCUGCUUCAUGUGUGUGUGGUAAUAUACAGGAAACAAGUUAUCAUUAAUUCUUUGACUGUGCCAAAUACAACAAUCACAGACAAGUACUCUCUGCUACUCUACUCAAUGAUAAUCACUCGCACUAUACUCUACAUACUUUAUUAAAUGGUUGUAACCAUUGUGACAAUGAAACCAAUACAAAUUUCAUAGAGAGUGUCUCAACCUUUAUCGUGAAAUAAAAAAUAUUUAUAUAACUAGAAUUAUCUAUAUCAACUUAUAGUAUCAUGCUUAUGGUUAUCAAUAUCAUGAAACACUUACUAUAAAUACAGUGUGAACAUGAUAUACUCAUCCCGUAAAUCAACAUAUCCUAGAGACUGUCUCAACCUUUAUUGUGAACUCAAAAAGUUUUAUAUAACUAGAAUUAUCUAUAUCAACUUAUAUUAUCAUGCUUAUGGUUAUCAAUAUCAUUAGGCAUUUACUAUGAACACAGUGUGAAUAUGAUAUACUCACCCCGUAAAUCAACAUGGACUUGCAUUUUGUAAUUAAUAACAAGUAGUUGUAUAAUUAUAUUCUUAACGUAUUAUACUGUGAAUAUUAAUAUACAAUACAAUAUCGACAUAGCUUAUUCAUAAUAUUCAAUGCAUAUAAGCCUUAUAUUCAACAAUCGAUGAGUCACUCUGUGUGGAUUUUGAAGAGAGAUGGCUAAUAUUCACUCAUAACUCUGAUGAGGUCAAGAAUAGCACAGCUUGACUUGUAACUUUCAUAAGCAGUUUGAGUUAUCUCCCUUUUACAAUAUGACUUGCACAUUGUUAUUUGUUUUGUAUAUAAGUUGUGUCUUUUUUCAAUUUUUCAUUUUACUAUAAAUGAUAAUAUAUUUAUAUGCUGAUUUAUACAAAUGCAUGCAGGAGAGAACUGAUAUAGGCAUGGCCUGUUGUUCGAUCCAAUUAAAACA
This is a messenger RNA of Mizuhopecten yessoensis (Yesso scallop), 4203 nucleotides long. RefSeq names its product hemicentin-1-like. The coding region runs from base 1 to 1491 and encodes 496 amino acids. Gene Ontology annotation, molecular function: cell adhesion molecule binding. The transcript has 6 exons. Gene Ontology annotation, cellular component: cell-cell junction. Gene Ontology annotation, biological process: cell-cell adhesion. The record is from RefSeq and is a predicted model, not a curated record. NCBI's taxonomy places the organism in Eukaryota, Metazoa, Mollusca, Bivalvia, Pectinida, Pectinidae.